Molecule: messenger RNA, 18157 nt
Organism: Anolis carolinensis (green anole)
Lineage: Eukaryota; Metazoa; Chordata; Lepidosauria; Squamata; Anolidae
Gene: echs1
Product: enoyl-CoA hydratase, short chain 1
Exons: 2
Coding region: 370-1242 (290 amino acids)
Biological process (GO): fatty acid beta-oxidation
Cellular component (GO): mitochondrion
Molecular function (GO): enoyl-CoA hydratase activity
Source: RefSeq, a predicted model, not a curated record
CGUGGCGCUCCUUGGUAACCGGAAGUUCUGCCGCGCUAUAAAGACUGAGUCUCUUUAAAACCCUUAUUCCCCCUGCGCGUUUGUUUUUUUCCAGCCGUUCUCCCUAGCCAUCGACCGUCGCGCCGCUUGGGAACCGGAAGUUCUGCGGUUCCUAUGUCCCCCAUCCAUGAAAUGUGGCGCCGCUUGGGAACCGGACGUUCUACGGUGCUAUGGAAACGGAGUCUCUUUGGUACCCUAUUCCCCCCUGUGCGUUUGUUUGUUUCUUUCUCUCGGUCCAUGGACGGCGGCGGCGCUUGGGAACCGGAAGUCCCCCUGAGGCGCCAUUGAGGCCGCGCCCCUUUGGCGCGCCCCUCUCGUCUUCCGGUCAAGAUGGCGGCGGUUCGCAUGCUGGUCCUGCGCUCGGGCCUAGCGGGCCUGCGCCCGUGGGCGGCCUCCUCCGCUCGCUUCAUGUCCUCGUCGCCUUCGUUCCAGUUCGUGGAGGUGGAGCGUCGCGGGGCGGAGGGGAGCGUGGCGGUGGUGGCGCUGAACCGCCCGACGGCGCUGAACGCGCUGAGCGAGGCGCUGAUGUCGGAGCUGGGCCAGGCGCUGGAUGCGGCGGAGCGGGAGGCGUCGGUGGGCGCGCUGGUGCUGACGGGGCGCGGGCGGGCCUUCGCGGCGGGCGCCGACAUCAAGGAGAUGCGCGGGCGGCGCUUCCCGGACUGCUACCGCGAGGACUUCCUGGCCAACUGGGACCGCCUGGCGCGCGUGCGCAAGCCCGUGGUGGCGGCGGUGAACGGGCUGGCGCUGGGCGGCGGCUGCGAGCUGGCCCUUAUGUGCGACGUGGUCUACGCCAGCGAGGAGGCCCAGUUCGGCCAGCCCGAGAUCCUUCUGGGCACGCUGCCCGGCUCCGGGGGCACGCAGAGACUCGUCCGCGCCGUCGGCAAGUCCCUGGCCAUGGAGAUGGUGCUCUCCGCGCGGCGCCUCUCCGCACACGAGGCGCUCCAGGCCGGCCUCGCCAGCCGUGUCUGCCCGCAGGCCGAGCUCCUCGACCAGGCCGUGGCCCUCGCCGAGCGCAUCGCCCGCUGCUCCCAGGUGGCCACCACCAUGGCCAAGGAGGCCGUCAACGCCGCCUUCGAGGUGGGCCUGGCCGAGGGCUGCCGCCUCGAGAAGCGCCUCUUCCACGCCUCCUUCGCCACCCGCGACCGCCAGGAGGGCAUGGACGCCUUCGCCGAGAAGAGGGAGCCCCGCUUCACCCACCAGUGAGCCUCUCAGGGGCCCUGUUCUCCUCUCAGGUGUCACCAGAGGCCUUCAAGGGAACACCGAACCACGGCCUCCUCUCCUCCAGGAACCAGAGGGCCGGCAGCAAGAUUUCUAAUCACAGACAGUUAAUUAGAAGCUGUAAUUGUUCCUAAUCCAUUUCAAAGCAGCGUUUGUUUGGGGGGUACCCGCACCUGAAGGAUGGCAUCUGUGCAGGUUGGAUGCCUCUAAGAAGGGAGCCCUGCAUUAUCCAGUUGCUUUAAAGCAGGCAUGAGCAAACCUUGGGCCCUGAAGGGGAAAAGGCCUCAGGCUGUUAGGAAUGGUGGGAGUUGAAGCCCAAAACACCUGCAGGGCCCAAGUUUACCCAUGCCUGCUUUAAAAGCACUGCCUCUUCUUUCACUAAGAGACAGAGCCAUCUCAUGAAUACAACGGAUGCCGUUCUAAUAAUUGGUUUUUGGUUAAUUGGGAGUUAUUACUACUGUACUUCAGGCGCAGGCAAAUUUUGGCCCUCCAGGUGUUUUGGACUUCAAUUCCCACAAUUCCAAACAUACUGCCUUCAGUUAGGAAUUAUGGGAAUUGAAGUCCAAAACAACUGGAGGGUCAGAUUUGCCCAUGUCUGCUGUACUAAAUCUCUUAAGAGAGUAUUUGGAGAAUGCCUCAUCAGAUGGUGGCUUGCCUCUACCAGCAGUCAACAGAUACCAACAAGGGGCAGCUUUCUCACUUGCACAUUUUUGAUAAAUUUGCAUUCUGAGGUGCAAAAAUAGUCUGUUCAUUGGUUGUUGUUUGUGUGCAUGUUUGUUUGUAUGCAUGCAUUCAUGAUGGUAACAUAGGAUAGGCUAAAUAAGCUUUAAUUCAUUUUAUUGAGGCAAAUCACACAUUUGGAAACAAGGUAUUUGGAGACUAAAAAUUUGGGCCCACAUUUGUAUAUGUAACUAUUUGUUCUUUCAGUCUGAUCCAUUAUGCUUAGCCUCUGGUUUCCUGCAAAUUUGCCUAGGAAAUAAAAAGAGAGAAGUAAAAUUCCAUCCCAAUGAACCAUUUUCAAAAUUUGAAAGUAUCAGUGAGAACUUGUAAAAACUGUAGAUAUACUAACUUAAAGAGAAAACAAAAUGCUAUUCUAUGGGGAAACCAAAGAAAACUGGAAAAAAUAACUGUAAAAUCUAGCAGAAAUUAAGAAGUCUGAUAUUGUGGUGACAAUUCCCACAUUAAUUUAAGACGGUCGUUCACAAUAUGGAAAUGCAAAAAGAGAACAUAUUCUCAUAUGGAUAUUACUGUUAUUGGACUUGCACCUGAGCAAACAUGCUUUGCUUUGUGUUGGUUUUCUGUCUUUCAUAGAAAUACAAUUUCCAUGGGCAAACUGUUAGUACCCAAAUUAAACAGCUGUACCAAAAUGAAUACCAGUAAAUUUGCAGGAUAUUUUCCCAAAUGGGACUGAUUCAGGAAAGAAUGAUUAACAUGUAAAACAGAACAUACCUUUUAUUUGCAGGGUCCUUCUUUUUUUAUGCCAAUCAGUUUUCUAGAUGGCCUGAAAUAGAGUGGUUUGUAUGAAUGGUAUGAAAAUGUAUGCUACCUUACAGAUCUGUGGCCAUACCAAGUUACAUGCAGGAAUUGCUGGAACUCUAUGUUUCAAAUAUUUCUAUGUCCACCUUUUCACUGUAUGCUCACUAGAGCAGUUUAUAGUGAAAUAACUGAUUAAGGGAUAACCAAACAUAAAUACACAUUCUACAUUAAUUAAUCUAUAUAUAUAAAAGAGUGAUGGCAUCACGGCAAUUCACAAAACAACAAAAGUACAGGCCCCCCAACCUCAAAAUUUGACAACACAACCCAUCAUCCACGCCUCAAGGUUGAUACAACAAAAAGAAAAGAAAAAUAAAGUCCUAAUUAGAGGGAGAGCAAUAAUUUUUUUAUGCAAUUGCUGCCAGUUUAGAGGGCUAAUCUCUGCCCACUUGGUUGCCUAGCAACCAAGGGACAGCCAGGUUUCAGUUAGGGGACAGGCAGAUUUAGGCCUCACUUAGACUUCUUCCACAGAUUAUCUAAUUUGCACUGGAUUAUAUGGCAGUGUAGACUCAAGGCCCUUCAACACAGCUAUAUUACCCAUUUAUAAUCUUAUAUUAUCUGCUUUGCACUGGAUUAUCUUGACUCCACACUACCAUAUAAUCCACUUCAGUGUGCAUUUUAUACAGCUGUGAAGAAGGGGCCUCAUAUAAUCCAGUUCUAAGCAGAUAAUUUAAGAUUAUCAAUAUACAGUAGAGUCUCACUUAUCCAACGUAAACAGGCCGGCAGGAUAAGUGAAUAUGUUGGAUAAUAAGAAGGGAUUCAGGAAAAGCCAAUUAAACAUCAAAUUAGGUAAUCGUUAUACAAAUUAAGCACCAAAACAUCAUAUUAUACAACAAAUUUGACAGAAAAAGUAGUUCCAUGCGCAGUAAUGCUAUGUAGUAUUUACAGUAGAGUCUCGCUUAUCCAACGUUCUGGAUUAUCCAACGCAUUUUUGUAGUCAAUGCUUUCAAUAUAUCGUGAUAUUUUGGUGCUAAAUUCAUAAAUACAGUAAUUACUAUAUAGCAUUACUGUGUACUGAACUACUUUUCUGACAAAUUUGUUGUCUAACAUGAUGUUUUGGUGCUUAAUUUGUAAAAUCAUAACUUAAUUUGAUGUUUAAUAGGGUUAUCCUUAAUUCCUCAUUAUCCAACAUAUUCGCUUAUCCAACGUUCUGCCGGCCCGUUUAUGUUGGAUAAGUGAGACUCUACUGUACUGUAUUUACAAAUUUACCACUAAUAUAUCACAAUGAAUUUAAAACACUGACUACAAAAACAUUGAUUAUGAAAAGGCAGACUGCGUUGGAUAAUCCAGAACAUUGUAUAAGCAAAUGUUGGAUAAGUGAGAUUCUUCUUUAAUAUGAAAUAAUUACUGGGAUAGAAUAAUGCAGAACAAUAUAAUCUCUAAAACCAGGACAGUAAAUAAACAGGGGAAUUCCACACAGGAAACAAUCGGGGCCAGCUAACACCUCCCAACAAAGUAUUCCCAUCAUCAAAGUCUGGCAAAUUCUGUUUUCUCAGGGCCACAGACAGUAGAAGCACAUAAAAUAUCGCAAACAACACCACUCUGAAAACAAGGGAAUUCCAAACAGGAAAGAAUCAGGGCCAGCUAACACCUCCCGACAAAGUAUUCCCAUCAUCAAAGUCUGGAAAAUCCUCUGUUUUCUCAGGGCCACAGACAGUAGAAGCACAUAAAAUAUCGCAAACAACACCACUCUGAAAACAAGGGAAUUCCAGACAGGAAACAAUCAGGGCCAGCUAACACCUCCCAACAAAGUAUUCCCAUCAUCAAAGUCUGGAAAAUCCUCUGUUUUCUCAGGGCCACAGCCAGUAGAAGCACAUAAAAUAUCGCAAACAACACCACUCUGUAAGCAAGGGAAUUCCAGACAGGAAACAAUCAGGGCCAGCUAACACCUCCCAACAAAAAAUUCACUCAGGGAGGAAACAGCCAGGCUUUAAAGCUGCAAGGCCAUUACAUCCUAAUCAUUUUUCCUAAUUGCAGCAUUCAUACUUGCCUCCAACAAACAAAAAAAACCAAUCAGAAAUAUUGUAUAUUCACAACCUUUAGGAAAUAAUAUCCCCUGAUGGCGCAGCGUGUUAAAGCGCUGAGCUGCUGAACUUCUGGACCGAAAGGCCACAGGUUUGAAUUGGGGGAGCGGAGAGAGCCCCCACUGUUAGCCCCAGCUUCUGCCAACCCAGAAGUUCAAAAACAUGCAAAUGUGAGUGCAUCAAUAGGUACUGCUCCGGUGGGAAGGUAACGCCGCUCCAUGUAGUCAUCCCACAUGACCUUGGAGGAGUCUACGGACAACGCCGGCUCUUCGGCUUAGAAAUGGAGAUGAGCACCAACCUCCAGAGUCAGACACGACUGGACUUAAUGUCAGGGGAAAACCUUUACCCUUGACCUUAACUACCACCAAUUCCUCAAUACUUUAUUUCCCAUACCACCAUACUUCGCCACAGCAACGUGUGGCCGGGCACAGCUAGUACACAAUAAAAGUACUAUAGACUUCCACUUAUGGCACAGACAGAGGAGAGGGAAGGGAUGCUGUGGUUUUUGUUCUCAACCUCUUCAGGCUCUGGCCCACAAUGCAUAUGGUCUCUACCAUAUGGGAAGGACUCAUGUAGUCCGUCAAAAGUUGCUGGACUUCUAAAACUUCUGGGAGUUGUAACCAUAUUAUUUUAAUCACUGCUCUAAAGCGGGCUUCAUAGAUACUUGUCUAUAUUUAUGGCCUAGCCAGAAUUUUACAACAAAAUAAAAACUUGCAUUUGACUAAGAGCUUUUAUUUCCUUCCUAGUUGGCUCAAGUUAAGGGAAUGUGUCCCAAUUGCUGUGUCUUGGUGGAUCAAAGACUUAGGUGAUGUGGAAGACUUAGUGACUGGAAGCAGCUGACUAAAAUGGACCAAGGAAAGGAGUGGAUUUCUGUGUUUCAAUAAUUUUUGGGAAGCCAGUGAAACAACAGCAUUUACUGAACAGAUAAUAUAGUGGAGAACUUGGCAGCACCCUGCAGACAUUAGAAACACCCCUCCAAUUGGCUGUGCUAUUUUAGUCAAUUCAAAAGUAAUAGACACCGAAGUAAGGCUAUUACUGACCAAUGAUAUCCAUCAAGAGAUGUCUUAUUUUGCAACCGACUUCAGGCCUGAGGACUGCCUAAGUAAAAAUUUCCCUGAGAAAUCCAUAUCCUCUCUCAAUGGGUUCUGGUGAACCUAUUGAGAGGAAUGGCCAUGUUCAGCAGCCUGGAGUGGAGAGAGCUAGCCAUUGUUUUAUUUCCCUCAGUGCCCCAGAGUUUUCUCGUGUUGGGAGUGACUUGAGAAACUUCAAGUCGCUUCUAGUGUGAGAGAAUUGGCCGUCUGUAAGGAUAUUGCCCAGCCCUAUCCUCUCUCAAUGAGUCCUGGUGAGCUUAGUAAAAGGAAUGACCAUGUUCAGCAGCCUGGAGUGGAGAGAGCGAGCCAGUGUUUUAUUUCCCACAGUGCCCCAGAUAUUUUUUUUCUCCUGUCAGGAGUGACUUGAGAAACUGCAAGUCGCUUCUGAUGUGAGGGAAUUGGCUGUCUGCAAGGACAUUGCCCAGGAGACGCCCAGAUGUUUUUCCAUUCUGUGGAAAGCUUCUCUCAUGUCCCCGCAUAAGAAGCUGGAGCUGACAGGGGAGCUCACCCCACUCCUCAGAUUCGAACUGCCAACUUUUCGGUCAGCAGUCUUACCGGCACAAAGGGGGCUCCAGUGCCCCAAAGCGAUGUUGCGGGAGGGAGUUGAAAUGGCUAGAUCAAACUACCUGCAUUACCUAAAGUGCCGUUACCUAAAAACUACCUGCAUUACCUAAAAGAUGCAUCUUUUAAGAUACUAGGCUCAGAGUAGGCGGUAGUUAUAAUGUUAGCUUGAUCAAAACAAUGAGACCCUGACUUGUGCCUAAGGAUGCCAAGCGUUUCACUUGCCAUGUGUCUGUGCUAGAUCAGGAAAAGACCAUACUUUAUGAGGCCAAGUGGAAGUACCAAUUGCCUUUCUCAUACAGCAGGUAUAUAAUGAGUUUUAACUUAAGUUUAUGUUAAACUUACCAAAUUUCUGCACACAAGAAGCAUGUGUUGGCAUACGUUUUGCCAUCAGUGCCGCACAAAGGGUUAUAUAAUCGGGGACAGAGUACUAUGUUGCCAUUUGGUGGUUCUGUAAACCUACUGCAGUCAACCUAUAAAUGCAUUCCAGACAAUGUAAAUAAAUGCAGUUUAAUGGACAUUAUUUUUGAGCAAGUUUUGUUAACCAGAUACAUCAAGCUGGGAACCACAAAUAUUUGCAGAGGAUACCUACAAGACUUUUGCUCCUCCUGCUUUCACAUCCCCUUCACCGGACUUCAAAAAAGAUAAAUAAAUAGGGCCUAGAAUGAACUCUCCCUAAAAGCCAAGAUGAUGCAACUGAGGCUGCCGUACUUUGGCCAUGUCACAAGGACAAAGGACUUACUAGAAAGGUCAGUAAUUCUUGGUACAGUGGAGAGCAAUAGGAAAAGAGGAAGACCACUUUCUAGAAGAUUGGACUCAAUCAAAUAAGCCAGUGCCCUGAGUCUGCAAGACUCAUAGGGUCACCAGAAGUCAAAGUUGAGUUGAAGGCAAUUAACAAGAACCAUAAAUCCAUUGGGACCUACUAAAUCUUGGGAGUCCUUUCAGAGUGAGAGCACAGAAAAGCAUUUUCUUUUUGUCUUACUCUUCCCACUAGAUGGCAAAUAAUUGAAAGGGGACAAUAAACACAACACAAACAAUUGUUUAGUCUACAUCCAGGGCCGGCCCCACCAUCGAGGCCACGUGAGGCGGCCGCCUCGGGCGCAGGUCCCCAGGGGGCGCCGUUAGGCUUCCCCCGCCCCAGCGGGGACCAUGGGCUCGCUUGCCGGUGAACAGGAAGGCCUGUUUGGCGACGAGUGAGCUCCACAUGGCCACUGCCGGCUGGGCAAGGCCAGCCAGGCCAGGGCGCACUGGGCGGGAGGCGGGGCACCGUCAGGGCGGUGCCCCGCCUCCCGCCCAGCGUGCCCUGGCCCCGCCUCUCACGCAGCGUGGGAGGUGGGGUCAGGGCGAGUAGCACGGGAGGCGGGGCCAGGGUUGGCCCCGCCUCCCGCGCUACUCACCCUCGCCCGUCUGGCCUUUUCCAGCUGGCCAGACUGCAGCAUAGGUCCCUCCAGGCCGUGAGAGGCGGGGCCAAGCGCGAGCAGUGCGGGAGGCGGGGCCAGGGUGCGGGAGGCGGGGCCCGCCGGCGCCGCGGGAGGCGUGGCCAUGUGCCUCCCGCGGCACAUGGCCACGCCUCCCGCGGCGCCGGCGGGGGGGGCGCUUUUCCCCACCCCUGCUUAAUAUUUUAAAUUAUCUCCGGCCGGCCCUGUCUACAUCCUUAGUAAUAUGGAAUAGUUUCUAUUUCAAAUUAAAUAAGAAUGAUACUUACGCAUUCUCCUUUGAAAGCCAAGUUUAUUUUGGCGCCAACUCUAGAAAAAUAAACCUGGGUUACUUAAGAAACUGGCCAAAUGUGUGAGGCAUUUAGAAACGAAGUAUAAGAUGGAGUUCAAUGUGACAAUACACAAUAUUGGGUAUUUAUUUUCAAAGGUAAGUCCCCUAGAUGCUCCCAGGUAAAUAUGCAAAGGAUAGCAUAUUAAAACAUACCCCUUGCCUUGCAACAUUUUUUUCUUUACAACAGAGAUGAGCAUGUAGUGGACCUGCUGCAUUAUUUGACUGUAAUUCUUAUCAUCCCCCAUGAUUGGCUUGUUUGCUACAGCUGCUGGAACUUGCAAUCCAACUUCAUGAGUUGUCAGUUCCAAUCUACUUGAAAUAAAACAUCUCAACUGUUAUUUAAGAACAAUUUUCAGAAGGACAUAUUCAAACUUCUCUAUUAUGUUUGUUCUUCCAAUUGUUUGACAGUUUUGUAGAUGAGACUUUUGUACUGCAAUUGUUCUGCCUUAAUUGCGGCUCUCCAGGUGGUAUUAUCUUUAGUUUUUAGUUGUUGUGUUACUCUCUUCUACAUUGUUUAUUUUGCUAGAAAAUUUAAUCUGUCUAGAUGGAUUGCUGCAUAAUCUUUACUGAUUGCUUGGGCAAACCCACAGUCUUCAGUCAUCCACCACAAACUUCAAUAGCACUUUGUAAGGUCAUUCAUUAAGGUUGCAGCAUUUCAUGAUCUGGACCCAUGUGUCCAGUUUAUAUGGGCCAUCUUGAAGGAGGAGAGAAGAGUUCAAAAUUUCUAGUUUUCAUGGGUUCAGCUCAAGCAGGAAGAAAACUCACUUUACUACAUUCUGGAGAGGUUCAUUGAUUUGAUGAGGAUGGGUUCACAAGGCCAGACACAAAAAGUUGAGUUAAAGAAAAGCCUCUUUAUUGAUGUAAUUAUAUUGUAACAAGCCUGGACAAGGCAAGAGGGGGAAUGUACCAGAUGUGGGUUCAGCUGAGGCCCAAUGUCUACCCUUGACCACCUCCUCUACCUUCCCUUCGGCAAAGCACCUGACCCAGAGGGAAGUCCAAUUGUGUGGCUGAAAUUUGUAGGGUUCUAUAUAUUUACUUAGUUAAUUUUGUCCUGUCCUCAGUUGUAGUGCCAAGUGCCAGAGCUUACCAACUGUACACUCACAUUCUGGCUAGAUGCAAGUAGGUUAGAAGAAAUGUCCUUCUCACUUUAAGUGAGUGAGAAGGAAACAUCCCCUCAUUUGAUAUUGAUCGUGAAAGAGCCCUUUUAAGUGAGGGAAUAUCUAAACCACAGAAUUAAGGCAGUAUGACACAAUUUUAACUGCCACGGUUCUAUGUUAUGAAAUUCUGGAAAUUGUAGUUUGGUGAUGCAUCAGCACUCUGGCAGAAAAGGCUAAAGGCCUUCUAAAACAACAUAUACCUGCCUUCCAUAGCAUUACGCCAUGGCAGUUAAAGUACUGUCAGACUGCAUUAAUUCUACACAUCCCAAGUCUUGAUUUCCAGAAUAUUGUGUGGGAGAUAAAGAGAGAAAACUUGAUGACAUUGCUCAGAGCAACUGUGGCUGGCAUUUAAUGUAUAACCCUUAAGAUGCAUGUGCUAGUAAUCUCAAGGUUGGACUUCUGCAAUAUGCUAUACAUUUGACUACCUUUGUAGCAAGUUUGGAAACUCCAAAUAGUUCAAAAUAUGGCAGGUAAAUUGAUUAUGAGAACAUCUAGAAGUGAGCAUAUUUAUACCUAUUCUAAAGUCACUUGCAACAAGGGCUUGCAACAAGCCUGAUCUGGAAUCCCUGCCAUUUAUCAUAUUCUGUUUUUUAAAGUCUGCAAUGCAAAAAUGUUUAUGUAGAUAGAUGUGUUGUCCUUGAACAGAUAUAUUCUUUCUGAUUUGAACAGUGAACAUCCAAACAUCCUCAGUUUACUAAUUUGAUGUUUUUGUGACCAAAAUCUACCUGCUGUUAGUCCUAACUGGAGAAGAUGUAACAAAUCAAUGGAGCUUACCUAAAUGUUGGCUUGCUGUAUUUUAUUAAUGGAUGAAUGAGAUUAUUUUAUUCUGUUUUAAUAUGAUAGUUUUUAAUUGUUUUACAUUGUUAUUUUUAUAUAUUUGUUGGUUAUUUUUGUGAGUUCACUCCAGGAAAAAAGCAGCAUAUCAAAUAAAUUCAUGUGUGUGCGUGUGAGUGUGUGUCUAUCAGAGCUUCUUCUUCCUGCUGCUGUUCCUGCGGUAUAUACUUUUGGCAAUCAAGCUGCAGAGUAAUAGCAAUAAAAAAAGAUUAGAAUACAUACAACCACAUUUCAGGAAAACUGUUUUUGCCCACAAGACAGAAAAGACCCCAAUUCCUUCUUAAUUGGUAAUAUACUAUUUUAUGAUUAAGUGCCUUUACUCAGUCUGCUGGAAGGAAUACUCCAUCCACAUCUUGAGGGCCACAUUUUUCUCCUUAACACAAAGCGUAAUAUGUUUUUUCAGGGGUAUAUUUAAAACAUAGCUUAAAGAACUCCUUGUAUCAGCUUAGUUAAAAUAGUGUUUCAAUAAUUGAACAGAUACAUGACAUAAUGAAAGAUUGUGUUAUGGGAAGUAUUGUUUGAUCUGUUUUUCCUUCAGAUUAUCCCACAAAGGAUCAAACCUGUUAAAUAAGAAUUGAAAUUGCUCUAAACCUCCCCUCCCCCUUAGAAAAGGAUUCUUUUACAAGCUUUAAACAUGAUCUUUGAAAGUGUGUUUUUCAAAAUAAAAAAGAUCAGAAACACAUUUCAUAAUGUCUGUGUAAAAGGACUGAAAGUGUCCAGCAACAUUCAUGUCUACUCAGAAGCAAGAUCUGUUAUGUUCUGUGGGGUUUAAUGCUUUAUUACUGCCUUAUGAAAUUCCAGCAUUAACAAUCCUUUUAUGUAUGGUUACAUCUCUUUCUAUGAUUCUUUCAGCGCCAACUUUCAUGUUUUGUUUUAUGAAUUUCUGAACCGUGUUACAACCCUAUGGCUAAAUUCAGUCUAUACUUGCCUGUGCAAGCAAUUGGACUGCUUCAAAAUGACAGUUACAAAAAUGUGAAUUUACCUUAUGUGCUGAAGUCCCUGAACCUGAAAAUAAAAUUCAGAAAAGCAUUACAACACCAUUGAGAAGUGUUUGGGAUAUCUCACAAGUAUUUUGGAUAUUUCACUUGAGAGGCAAACGGUCUUUAGAUUUAGUAAUCUGGAUGGGCUGUAUUAAAACAAGAUGAAUCCCUUAUAUGUGUCACGUCAGAUCUCAAAACAGGAACACCACCACCCAAAAUGAAUCCAAAAUUUGUGUAUCAUUCUAUCAAUGAUGUAAUUUUGGAAGUUCAAUAGGAUGUUUAUUAUUUAUUUAUUUACAGCAUUUAUAUUCCGCCCUUCUCACCCCGAAGGGGACUCAGGGCGGAUCACAUUACACAUAUAGGCAAACAUUCAAUGCCUUUUAACAUAGAACAAAGACAGACACACAUAGGCUCCGAGCGGGCCUCAAACUCAUGACCUCCUGGUCAGAGUGAUUCAUUGCAGCGAUUCAUUGCAGCUCCUCUCCAGCCUUCACCACAGCCCGAGCUAUUGUUUUUCAGUCCCUCAUAAAUGUAGUUUCCUCCUGCUUGGCCAGUAGAUAUAUCUGCCAUUGAUUAUCAAACAAAGUAAGGAAACUUACUCCUUUGUCAAUGAGUCUUUCGAAGUUUUUUCUCCCAUGUUAGAGGACUAUCAUGGACUUUUACCAUUAUUGAUGGCAAAUCAGGAAAAGGAAACAGCUUUUAAUUUACAAGCUUCCUUUGACUUGCACCAUUAUCUUCCUUUAUGGCAUCACCACCAGAGUGCAAUAGCAAAGCAACAAUGGUGCUGGAAGUUUCCAGGGUAUCUAGCAAAGGUGUUCCUUAUAGGACCAGUAGUGGAGAUGCAUGUCUUUUAAUAUUUUCAUAGGCCACCUUCCUAAGAGCAUAAGAUUGCUCCAUAGACCCAAUAUAUAAAAGAUUUACAUGUACUUUUAAAUUAUGGCCCUGUAAUGGUAGAUCUGAACUGAUGGCCAGUAUGGUUAGAUCUUAUAGUAAAGAAGACUCAGUGUUAGACAAAUUUUAAACAGCAUUCAGCAACCAGAAAUUCUUACCAAUGUCAACUUCAAACAAUUCUUAUUUUGGAUGUAUGAUCGGGUAUCGUAUAUACUUGAAUAUAAGCCGACCCGAAUAUAAGCCGAAGGAGGAGGCGGGAAAAGCAUGCGUGGGGCGAGUGAGGCAGGAAAGGCACGCACCUUUCCCUCCUCCCUCGCCCCAUGUGCUCCUUCCUUGGCGGUGGGGGCAGCGGGAAAGGUGCAUGCAGGAUGAGGGUGGAGGGAAAGGUGGGUGCCUUUCCCUCCUUCUCCCUCAUGCCUCACAUGUGGAGGAGGGAGUUGCGGUGGCAGUGUUUUCCCUCAGCCUCACUCUCUUUGCCCCUUGUCCUGCACGCACCUUCCUUGACAGUGGCAGGGUUUGUUUGCGGCCUUGCUGACUUCCGGGCUCGGAAGAGGGAAAUGCGCACUGGGGGCAACGGAGAAGGAAAGAUGAGGGUCCUGGCGGGAAGGCGUGUGAGAAGGGCUCUUUUUUUCAGCACCUCACCUUCUUGUCAGGACCCUCACCCGACUAUAAACAGGGGAGUUUUUCAGCCUUAAAAAGGGGCUGAAAAACUCAGCUUAUAGUCGAGUAUAUACGAUAAUAGGAAUGGUUAUACCUUUAGAAAUAAUUAUUACAAUCAACUAAAGUAAAAGAAUAGAAAGUUAUCACAAUUUUCAUUCUUAUGUACAGAGAAAAUGAAAUUUAUAAUAUGUCCCUAAUGUGUGGAGCCUUGAAGGUGGCAGAGCAGUGGAAAGAAGUCUUACCCAGAAAGAAGCAACAGCUCACAAGGGAAAAGAUCACAGGGAUGGUGGUUAUCUUCAUGGUUAAGGAAGGCAGUCUUCUCUCUGGAUUCAGCUGUGGCUUUGUGCUUCUCUGUCUGAUAGGUUUUUGACACGCUUGAGAGAACAUUUAUAGUAUUCUAUCUACAAAUGCCAUCUUAUUAUUUACUGUUAUCACAAGGAUUUCUGAUGAUCCACGUUCUUAAACAAUUUUAUUUGGGGCAGAGGUGAAGCAAGAGGAAUGCUAGUUUUCUUCAUGUCAGAUAUUAUCUCAGAAAAUUGACAAAUUGUGUGUGUUUGCAUGAAGUGUUUGUGGGUGAGGGGAGACAUCCUACCAAAGGAGACAUCCUACCAAGGAGUGACUAAAGAGGGAGGAAGUUAUUUAUUCCCCUAUAUCCCAUGACAUGUACCAUGGAAAAUUGGAGGGGUAGGAGCCAACUGGAACAGUGUGAAGUUGGCAGUGUGAAGUUCCAGGAGCUGAGGAAAAUGCAUAUAUUUUUACUUUUCUAAUCCUCCCCUUUUGGGCAAGGUUGUGGAGUGAGUGGUGUCUUCUGAACUCCAGGGAUUCUUGGAUAAAACCUGAUUAUCUUGAUCCAUCACAGUCUUGUUUUAGGCCUGGUCAUGGAACAGAGAUGGCUUUGGUCACCUUGGUGGAUGACCUCCACAGAGAGCUAGACAGGGGAAGUGUGUCCUUUUUGGUUCUCUUGGAUAUCUCAGUGGCUUUCAAUACCAUCGACCUUCUGGGGCGGCUUUCCAGAAUGGGGCUUGGGGGCACUCCGCUCCUUCCUGGAUGAUCGCACCCAGUUGGUGAAGCUGGUGGACACCUGCUCGGAUCCCUGACCAUUGACCUGUUGGGCCCCACAAGGUUCCAUUGUAUCCCCCAUGCUGUUCAAUAUCUACAUGAAACUGCUGGGUGAGGUCAUCCGGAGUUUUGGAGUUCAAUGCCAUCUGUAUGCAGAUGACACACAAUUCUACUACUCCUUUCCACUGAAAUCCAAGAACCUAAUCAUCAUCAUCAUCACUUUAUUCUUGUAUCCCUCCACCAUCUCCCAGAAGGGACUCAGGCCAAUUUUACAAUAAGCACAAGAUGCCUAAAAACAGAACAUAAAAUAAAACACAAUUUAAAAUACAAUUGAAUAAAACAUAUAGGCAUAUAAAACAACUUAAAACUCAAUCAAAACAGCGCUCAUUAGUCCUGUUCCCAUAUUUCCCAUAUUUGCUAGUUGGGCUGAUGUCCUAUACCAUUUCCAGAUACAUUUCCUUUAUAACUCUUUAUACUCGUCCAAUUUAAUUUUCUGCUUUGAACUGAAUUACCUGAGUCCACACUGCCCUAUAUUCCAGUUCAAAGCAGAAAAUGUGGGAUUUUAUCCAGCUGUGUAGAAGGGGCCUUAGUCUUACUUUCCUCUAUAGUUUGUUUUGUGAGUCAUCUUUCAUUCUACCAUUUAUUUUGUAUACAUUUUACUAUAUAUUCAUCAUCUUUUAUCAUCAUUUUAUAUAAUUCUCCUACUAAUCAUUUCUCUGUUUUCUGUCCUCUCAUAAAUAUACUUUCCAACUUGCAUUUUUGCCUAGACAUUCCUCAUAUUCCGUUUAAAUUUGUUAUAUAGGCCUAAAACUUUUAACAAAUGUUUAUUUCCCACUUUUUCUAAUAUCCAACCCUUGGGAAUCUGUUGCCCAUUUAUGUCAUACAAAUCCUUAAUGCAAUAAUAGUUUUUGUCUUUCAUGUCUUUCCACCAUGUAGGGUCAAACUCCUUUUCAUAUAAGCUUUCUAAGGGUAUCUACGUUAAUAUUUCAGGCAUCCAAAGUGGUUGACAUUUUUUCUAUAUUUUAGUGCUAAUUUUCUAGGACCUCUUGGUUUUUUAAUACAAGCCUCUAGUUUUUUUUGUAAAUAUCCCAAAUUUUUACUCUCCAUUGUUUACUGCAUCUUCUAUACUACACAUUUUUUCUUCUCUCUCUAGUCUGCUUUCUAUCAAUGGCUUUAAUUGAAAUGCUUCGUAAUAUAAUUCCAGGCUUGGUAACCCCACCCUACUUCUUCCUGAUGCAUAUAGUGUACUUUAUUUGAGAUUCUAGGUUUCACUCAAGUUCCACUCUCUAAUAAUCCUGUUCCAAGUUUUACGUUGUCUUUGAUUGAUUUCUAGUGGGAUUACCUGGAAUAAUACAUUAAUUUUGGGAUUAAGAACAUUUUAGCUGCUUUUAUUUUAUUAAAAAUAUUUAAUUUUUUCCCUUCCAUAUUUUUAUGGUUUUAUGAACUUUUUUCAUGUCUCUUUAAAGUUACUCUUCAUAUUUUCUGUAUUUUUUUGUAUUGUCACGCCCAGGUAUUUCAUUUUUUUUCUUUUCCUAUACCUAUUCCUGGUAUUUUAUCUAUUUCCAUUUUUCUAGUCUAUUUACUUUGAAAUACAUAAUUUCUGAUUUCUUUAUAUUAACCCGCAAUCCUGUAUUUCUUUCAUAAUCACUUAGUAUGGUUUUAUUUCUCUUAUUCCUACUAGAGGUUUACUUAAUAACACCAAAAGGUCAUCACUAUAUGGAUUUAAUUUAAACUCUAAUCCCCGAUCAUAUCUCAAUGUAGAAACCUGCCAAGUGCCCAUGUCCUGAGAUCCUCAGGAGGGGCCCUUCUCUCAGUCCCACCUCUAUUGCAAACUUGGUUGGUGGGAAUGAGAGGGUUUUUUAGAUUUUAAAUUAUAUAUACUGCAUUGUUUUUAGUGUUAGCAACUUCAGUAAAUACGGUAAAGAGGUCAAGGUAAUUUUUACAGUUUCCAUUUCACAGGUUCCCCUUUGACAGAUUGGAAGGUACAGAGGCUACAGAUGGAAGAAGGAAGUUUCAAAAUGACUUGUUAUUUUCAUUUAUGGAAGUCUCCAUUGGCUCUAAAAUUCUACAACAGGUGAAUCAUUUCCACUGAGUCCAAAUGAUGGUUUACCCUAUGAUUACCAGAGACAGUCUCCAUUCUAUUCUCCGUAAAUCUCAUGGUCUUGUGCACACCAGCAUAUUGAUCCACAAGUUAAUGAAUGUUAAUUUAGUCAAUCAAAUAUUUCUAUUAGUGCUGAAAAAAAUUAGUAAGCUUUAUGGCAGUUUAAAAAAACUUGCAUAUAUGCCCACAUUCAAAUGGCCGAAGAGGGCUUCCAGAAGCUCAAGUACUCUUUACCUCUCAACUGCUUACCUCUCAACUGUUUCGAAGAAGGAACUAUUGGCGAUCAAGGCCACUUGACUUGGUGACACUGACUGGAAGGGGCCUGUCACCCGGUGGAGGUGCACAUAGGUCAUCACAACUUGGAAUAUUUACAGUCAUUGCGAAAGCUGAACUAGCGACAACAGCGCUGGGCUUUGUUAUUGCAUGUUUUGACUUCCGGGUCCAGUACGUGAUUCCAGCACAGACAAAGCAAGUAGAUGCUUUGUUGCAAAAACUGGAAUACUCCCGAUACCAGGAGGAGACCCCCGAGGCUUUUGCUGUAGUGGGUGCUGCCAUGGAAAAUAAGGUGAGCCAUCUAGAGGCCACAGGCACUGCCAAGACCACAGCCACUUUGAGUUCUUCUCUGGCUGAUAAAAUUCGGACUUGGCAAGAGUCAGAUCUGUGGGUUCAGAAACGUUUUGAGUGUGAUUAGAUUUAAUUAUAUCCGUGCGUAAAUACAUUAAUUUUCCAUUAGCCUCCUUGCAAAAACUACACGUUAUAGAAAAAUAAACACAGAUCUUAAUUAAGCAUAAACAUCUCUAAAAGAAUUACCUAAAAUUUUAUCUGAUAAAAAAAAUACUUGUUGGCUUGUGGCAGGCCCGUAGCCAGGAUUUUGUUUCGGGAGGAGCUGGGAUUUUGGUUCGGGGGAGGGGGGGGGCUGAGUCUGAGUGGGAGAGGGUCUACCCUAGCAAACCUUUUGUAUCGUUAUCCCAAUACCCCCAUGCCUAUGGGAUAUAUUGAGCAUGGUGAUUAGAUCAUGAUAUGAAUAAACAUAACAGUUUAAAUAAUAAAUAUAAGGCCUUCUUGCGGACCACCCUGAGAACUUUUUGGGGGGGGGGUUGAAGCCCCUCAACCCCCCCCCCCCCAGCUACAUGCCUGGCUUGUGGUUAAUUAGAUUCUAUUGGUAUCAGUGCGUAAAUGCAUUAAUUAUUUGAUUAGCCUCUUCACAAAAUGAUAGAGAAAAAAUAAACACGAAUAUGAAUUCAGCGCAAAAAACCUCUAUAAGAAUGACCUAAAAUUAUAUCUGAUGAAAAAUACUUUGUUGGUUUGUGUUACACAAAUAUGAUGCGAAAUGUGCAGACUUUGCAGUAGGCCACUGUAAUGUACCAUUCGUCAUAUUUUUUAAAAUUGAUACAAUGGGAAAAAAUAAAUACAUAUUUAAAGUCGGCAUAAAAUGGAUUUGAACUGUGCUUGUGUAAUUUCUGAUGAUUACAAAGAGUUUGAUUUUGUUGGCUUGUGUAACUGACUUCUGGUUAAUUGGGAGUUAUAGCCGUACUUCAGGCACAGGCAAAUUUCGCCCUCCAGGUAUUUUGGACUUCAACUCCCACAAUUCCUAACAGACUGCUCUCUGUUAGGAAUUUAGGGAGUUGAAGUCCAAAACACCUGGAGGGCCGAAGUUUGUCCAUGCUUGCUGUACUUAAUUUCCUCUACAACAGUGUUUAGAGAAUGCCUCAUCAGAUGAUGUCUUGCCCUGCACCUUCUCUGUGUGUUGGUUUGACCCUCAUAAUCAGCACUGACAGCCAUGCAAGAUGUAGGGAGUGUUUUUGUUUUGCCCACGCAUACAUAUCUGCUCAGGUUCUAAUGGAUAUUCAUCUACUUCUGAUGUUAAGGAAGAGGUGCCGAUGCUGUCUCUUGUUGAGGGUGUUAACUAUAUGCUUUGACAGGCUUGUGGCUAUGCUUGUGUCUGUUCUAGAGUCACACAUAGAUUGAUUGUCACUGGGAACAUCCUUCUAGUUUAGGGUGAAUCAAGCUAGCUGCCUUUACUGAUGUUCCCAAAAAAAAAAAAAAAAGAGUGAAAGCAAAACAAGGCUUGUGUCAGUUGAGAGAUUUAAAGUCUGUAAUGUCGAGCUUGUAGCCAAAAAUGCAUUGGGCAGUAGGUUUAGCCUUAAAGGUAUGUUGGUGGGAGCUUCUCAGUGCAAAAGGAAAUGUGAAUUAAUUAUGAUUGUGAGUAAAAUUCUUUAAUAAAAUUACACCAUUAUGAACA